This is a messenger RNA of Toxoplasma gondii ME49, 1460 nucleotides long. RefSeq names its product START domain-containing protein. The record is from RefSeq and is a predicted model, not a curated record. Bases 48 to 1322 code for a protein of 424 amino acids. The transcript is spliced from 8 exons. Gene Ontology annotation, molecular function: lipid binding. Lineage: Eukaryota; Apicomplexa; Conoidasida; Eucoccidiorida; Sarcocystidae.
ACCAAUUCCUCGGCGAGUGGCUCUUCAAUCGAAACAGGUCCGAGAGUAUGAGUCCCCUGACUCAACAUUUGGGCAUCCCUUGGGUAGUGCGGCAGGCUGUCGAGAAAUUUACGCCCCAGUUGAGAUAUUCCUACGAUGAAGAGAAGAAUGAACUGAGCGUGGCCACGACUCUUACAGCUGGGCUAACAAAGACCAUCCGCCUGAAUCUUUGUGGUUUGGGGGUGGAGCAAAACGAUGAAGACGCUGGAGGAGCGUGGAAGUCGUCGACGCGGAUUGAAGGAACUGUUCUGAAAACAGUCCAGAGGAACGAUAGUUUGGAUGCAACUCUGUACGAAACGCGUCGUAUCAUCAACGACAGUGGCGAUCCGAAUGACCAUUCGAAAGACCAGCUGUGGUACACUGCUCAGCUACACAAGGACAACCUGCCUCAGGACAUCAUCGUCAAUCGAUAUUUUGAUCGCGUCAGUGGUCCCCCACCCCUAGACGAGACACACCUGUGCUCGUUGGCAGAAGAGAGAGGCGGAUGCGAGUCAGAGCAGACCGGCGACAGCGGAGAAAAGCAGGGUAUCUCCACAGAAGAAAGCUCUACGAGGGGGUGUGGAACACCUGGGCACGGAGACGGUCGCGUGGAGGGACACGACGAGGGAAACAAAUUCAAGCAAAUGGGUGAAAAGGCGGUUUCAGCGGUCAAGAACCUCGUCGACAGUGCCCUGGGAUCGGAUCCGUCAACAGCAGGCUGGUCGCUGAGUAGUGGAAAAGGUGGCAGCCGCAUUUUCCAAAGAGAGGAUGAAACAGAUCGAAAUUUGCCUGUUGUGGGGAUUGGAGUCAUCCUGUUGAAAAAUAUGGAUAUAUCGCUGGAGACGGUUGUCAACUAUCUUGCAGAGCCGGAGAACAAGCUGGAGUUCGACUCUCAGAUUCUGAAAGCUGUGAAGUUAGACGAUUUACCUUGUGGAGCGCGAAUCAUGUAUCAAGCCUUCAAGGGCCAGUGGGGAUUCGCCGGCAGAGACUUCACUCUCCUCUGCUACCAGAAAAAGAUUUCAGACAAGCGUGUGAUCCUUGGAAUCUGCUCCCUGGAUUAUCCCAACGCUCCCGCGGCCGCUGAUCUGUGGCCCUCCGGGGCUGGAACAUUCGUUAGAGCGACGUUCCUGAAGGGAGGUUACGACUUGCAGGUUCUUGCGAGUGGAGACGUUCAGAUUUCGUUCGUCUCGCAGGCCGACUUGAAGGCCUACGGUGUGCCCGCUUGGAUCAACAAGCGUGUUAAGGCUGAACAACUUAACAUCGUUGCAUCCAUCAAAGAGCAUAUUGAAAAGCGAUUUGGGUGAGGUGAAUGAUCCAUGAGAUAUGCCCUUUGUUUCAGCUUCAGGAUGCUACAUUAUUUGCUGUGCCCUGGUGUGGAGAGGACUGAUGUUACUUAAACAUGACACAACUCCCAACUUCACAGAGACAAAUCAAGUUCAUCG